AUCGCAUUACGGUAGCCCUCCCGGACACGUCCCUCGCGUCUAGUACGCGUACCUCCGCGCUCAUCGCCCUCGGAGUAAUCGAACAAGCCGUGAGAAAAAAAAAAAAAAAUGGUCGGCACAUAUCCCAGAAAAGGCUUCACUCCAUCCAGGAAUGCGAGAUCUGUGCCCGUCAAACGCAACACAAGUAUCUUGAACUUCUUCCAGAAGACAGACGGCCCUCCCGCACCGACCUCUCGUCAGCCGCGUAUUACUCAGUUCACUACCAAGAUUGAGCGAUCGACUACCGUCAGUUUCGGGAAGACAGUUACUGGUGCUAAUGAGACUCUGUUCCUGGAAGACGUAAGAAGUGACCCAAAACCGGGCGGAGAGAAUACGACGGCCGAAGAACCUGAGAGAGCAAGGUCACGGACACCGGAUUAUUUUUGGGGAAAUGGGGAUAGUGACUCGUUAUUUGAAACAGAAGAGAAAAGGUUCAAUGAGAGCGAUUCUGCGGUUAAGAGACGCAAAGUGGAUGUGGAGGUUACAGGGGAGAACAGAAAUGGAUCCGAUCUCAACUCCCCGAAGCCGCCAAAGCGUCAAAGGAGUGGCCCAUUUAUCGAUGAGUCCGACAGUGAAGAUGAUUUUGGUGUGCUUAAUGACAUCGAGGAGCCAUCCUUAUCUAUAACAAAGGAACAAGAACAGACUAGUGGAAGAGAUCCCCCCGACAACAAUAACCUGGAGACCAAUGGACGAGGUACUGGACUCGACCCACCUUCGCUGGUAAGAGAAGCCACGAGCAAUGUCGAAGAUGACCAGUUUGCGAAUUUUGACGAUAUAGAAGACGAUGCAUUCCAAGGAGACGAGUUUAUAGAACAGCCAUUGGAAAAAAACCAGAUCGAUAAUACAUAUGACUCGGUGAACAAUUCCCCUGCACUAAGUGAAUGCGAAAAGGACCUUGGUGGUGGAGUGCCAGUUUGUCCUAUAUGCCAGACAAUCCUGGUUGGGCUUGCAGAAGUGGAUAUUUCGGUACACGUCAAUAAGUGUCUAGAUGGAAAGCCUGACGCUUUUCCAUCUAAGAAGAAACCCGUGACUUCAGCCAGUGCGCUAAGCGGUGCUGAACUAGCUGCUAUUGCGAGACCACCACAGCGAGAUCCGUAUACUACAAAAGCAAGUGGGACAACUUCCGCCUUUUCAAAACUCAUGGCAGCUAAUGCGGAAGAUACCGCCUGGGCGACUGCAGCGGCGCGUGAGGGAAGCUGUCGUGGCAAGCAGGCCCACCGGCGAACUUGUCCAUUCUACAAGAUAAUUCCUGGAUUUUCAAUCAGCGUGGAUGCGUUUCGUUACGGUGCCGUGGAAGGAUGCAGUGCUUACUUCCUCAGCCAUUAUCACAGUGAUCACUACGUGGGGCUCACAUCGUCCUGGCGUCAUGGUCCGAUCUACUGCAGUAAAGUGACGGGGAACCUGGUUCGCCAGCAACUUAGAGUCGAUCCCAAAUGGGUUGUGGACAUCGAGUUUGAGAAGAAAAUAGAAGUUCCCGGAACUGGUGGUGUUCAAGUCACCAUGAUUCCUGCCAACCAUUGUCCGGGAAGCUCGCUGUUUCUGUUUGAGAAGCCAUUAGGCGAUGGCCCAUCUGCCCGAAUUCAACGAGUACUUCACUGUGGGGAUUUUCGAGCUUCCCCUCGUCACUUACAGCAUCCACUUCUCUGUCCCGAAGUUCCCGAUCCCGCGACAGGCAAAACCCGACAGCAGAAGAUUGAUGUUUGCUACCUCGACACUACAUAUCUCAGCCCGAAGUAUGCGUUCCCUAGCCAGGAGGAUGUGGUCGGCGCAUGUGCGGACAUGUGCGUACGCCUUAACCAGGAUGACAAUGACAGCCCUGCGCCAUGGGAGGCGGGGAAGGCUGGUGGUACUAGCAAAGUUAUGAGCAAGUUCUUCUCCGCGAUGGCCGGUUCUGCGGAGUUCAAGAAUAGACUACCUGGCUCUCGUGGUCGACUACUCGUGGUUAUCGGGACAUACAGCAUUGGGAAAGAGAGAAUAUGCCUUGGCAUCGCGCGGGCGCUGAACUGCAAGAUCUAUACCACUCCUCAAAAGAAACAAGUGUGCGCAUCUCUGGAGGAUGAGGAACUUCUCUCUCGUCUCACCGAUGAUCCUCUAGAGGCGCAGGUCCACAUGCAGACAAUGUUUGAAAUCCGUGCGGAUACGUUGAAGGACUACCUUGACUCGAUGAGGCCGCAUUUCUCGCGGGUGGUGGGCAUGCGUCCUACGGGCUGGAACUACCGGCCCCCUGCAGGGAGGACUUUGGAUAAUCCUUCUGUAUCAAUGGUUCUCCACUCUGAUAACUGGAAGACGCCUUUCUCGGUGCGUGAUAUGGUACCUCAUCGUGGCAGCACGAAGGAGAGUUCGUGUUUCGGAGUGCCAUACAGCGAGCACAGCUCAUUCCGGGAACUGACCAUGUUCUGCUGUGGGUUGCACAUCGGACGGGUGAUCCCCACGGUCAAUGUAGGUAGCAGGAAGAGCAGAGAGCAGAUGAAGACAUGGUUCGAGCGAUGGGAGGCAGAGAAGAGGAAGAGCGGGCUCUUUCGCGUGGAGGGGGAUCGAUGGUAGAAGCUGUUUUGGAUAAACUGCUUAGCUGUACAUUCAAUAGAUCUAUGCGAAUAGAAUAAUCACUGUUGUAAUCCCC
Molecule: messenger RNA, 2659 nt
Organism: Monascus purpureus
Lineage: Eukaryota; Fungi; Ascomycota; Eurotiomycetes; Eurotiales; Aspergillaceae
Source: the annotation of a GenBank genome assembly